AUGUCUCCAGAGCAUGCACAGAUGUGGCUGAUCGAUGAACCCACAACCAAACUUCACGACGCUGCCGCACCGGGCCGCGAAAGAGCUUGUCAGCUUCGGCAAAAGCCUUCUGGCCGGUUAUUUAAGACAGCCAGGAUUCAAAUCUCUGUUACUAGCGAUGUAACUCAGUCGGCCAAACGCAACCCGGCUGCUGUCGACCAAUCUCAACCCCACAUGCGCCGGUGCAGUCAGCGCUUAGGAGAUUUGGCGAAGAGCACGGACGGUGAUUCGCUCGUUGACGCAUUACCGAUUGUUGCAGAGAUUGCUGGCGGCCUCUCCCUUUUGCUCGCACAACGACCCCUUUUCGCAGCUCUAAAACACCCGAAUAAAGAAUUUCUUCUGUUUCCCGGGCACCAAUUGAAGAUCUGUUAG
Molecule: messenger RNA, 411 nt
Organism: Uncinocarpus reesii 1704
Lineage: Eukaryota; Fungi; Ascomycota; Eurotiomycetes; Onygenales; Onygenaceae
Exons: 2
Coding region: 1-411 (136 amino acids)
Source: RefSeq, a predicted model, not a curated record